Molecule: messenger RNA, 959 nt
Organism: Ichthyophthirius multifiliis
Lineage: Eukaryota; Ciliophora; Oligohymenophorea; Hymenostomatida
Exons: 6
Source: RefSeq, a predicted model, not a curated record
UAAAAUGCUUUGCAAUCAAAUUUUUGUUAUCAUUUUAAAGAAUCAUUAUUAUAAGCAUAAUAAACUAUAAAAUAAAUAUUUAAAAGAAUGGACGAACAAAUCUAAGAAAUUAUACUAAUUGAAAAAAACAAAUCUUUUGCUAUUUAAUAAAGUUUAUUAAUAACCGAAAGAUGUUUUUUUUUUCGUAAAUUUAUAAUGAUUAAGAUAUUUUCACUGAAAAAAAAAUUGAAUUAUUAGAAGAUAACGAACCUUAAAAAUGUUAAUAAGAAAAUUGGCUUAGAACACAUAUAUAAGUUGAGAAAAAUGAUCAUUCUACAUUGGAAUUUAUAGAUGAUCUUUAAGAUAAUUUAAAAUAAAAUGACAAAAUUUCUUAUAAAACUUCUUUUACUAGCAUUAAAAUGUUUAAAAAGGACGAUGAUAAAAAAAAAAAAAAUGCAACUGAAAUCAAAAAAGAUAAUAAAAAUUAGAAAUUUACAUAUGAUUAUGAAGGGAAACUACUUUUUGUAAAACCUUUAAAACUCGAUAAACUACCUCCUUCAAAUUAUACAAUAUCAUACAAUUGUGAAACAAAAGAAGACGAUAAAUCUAAGAUUUCUGAUAAAAAUUAUAGAAAAACAACAAUAUAAAAAACAGUUUAAGAAAAUACAAAAAAAUAGAGUUUUUAAAAAACUGAAGAAUUAUAAAAUUUGGGAAUGAAUAACAAAAUUUAAACUGGAAAAAAUCCUUUUUCAUUUGAAGAUUUUAAGCCUUCUUAAGGAGUUACUUUAAUUUUUGAUUCUAUUAAAAAUUUUUAAAAUCAAAUUCUGAGAUAAAGUAUAUUUUAAAGUCCUGGUAGUGUAAAAAAUUACAAGUUUAAUAAACAAGAAAGUCCUCUAAAUUCUUAUUUAUUGAAUGCUAAUGGAAAAUAAUAGGAUGAUUUUUAAUAUUAAGGGAAUAAGUCUUCUUUUAUUAAUGUUUCA